Thlaspi arvense is the source of this 747-nucleotide messenger RNA. The record is from the annotation of a GenBank genome assembly. NCBI's taxonomy places the organism in Eukaryota, Viridiplantae, Streptophyta, Magnoliopsida, Brassicales, Brassicaceae.
GCAUCACCAUUUCAUCGAUACAAGCUUACUAAUAAGUGUUUCCUCUAAGUAUAUUUUCUGAUCAAACAAGUAAUCAAUCAAAAGAUGGAAGACAGAACUGUGAUCUUAAGUGUGCUCAUAAUGACUCUCGUCAUGGCGCAAACUCAAGUAGAAGCAGAGGUUUGCUGCCCGAACCUGAAUGCUGGAUAUAACCUGAUUAGUUGCUUGGCUUCAGGAGGCUAUGGGGAACAAUGUACAGCAGUGUGUGGAUGCAAAUACUUUUCAGAGAGUAGUUGCCCUCCGGAGUAUCCUAUUGACAUUCUCGGAAACUCUGCUGAUGCUGUCAAUAAAUACUGCAAGUUGGGGUGUGCAUUCUCUGUGUGCGGUGCCAUGACCACUUUCCAGAACUCCAACGCAAAUGAAAUUUGGAAUGCAGCGGCCGAACAAUGCACCAAGGCAUGUUCUACUAUAUGCAACAAGGGCUCUCUUACAGCAGUUAAAAACGCCUAAACAAGCAAGCAUAUCCCAAAAGAUAUCACACCUAAGUGUUGGUUUCCAUCUUAUCAAUAUUGUGAUGUAUGUGACAAAUAUGCUAGACUCUGGUUCUAAUAUUUGAAUAAGUUUGUUGCUGGUUUAUGUAUGUAUCGUACAAGGUUGUCGAUCUUCGAUUGUAUAUGCCUUAAUUAUAUAUCCUAUCAUCUAAAUAAACAAUAAUGUGCUUUAUAAAUAGUUUGCUUUCCAUUGAUAUUAUUCCACACUUGCUACAAA